Molecule: messenger RNA, 4263 nt
Organism: Fomitiporia mediterranea MF3/22
Lineage: Eukaryota; Fungi; Basidiomycota; Agaricomycetes; Hymenochaetales; Hymenochaetaceae
Product: PGAP1-domain-containing protein
Exons: 10
Coding region: 1-2808 (935 amino acids)
Biological process (GO): GPI anchor metabolic process; endoplasmic reticulum to Golgi vesicle-mediated transport
Cellular component (GO): endoplasmic reticulum
Molecular function (GO): phosphatidylinositol deacylase activity
Source: RefSeq, a predicted model, not a curated record
AUGUUGAGGUCUACUGUGCUGGCAGGUUUAUCUCUACUCAUCACUUUACUUCUGGCCUAUUCAGCAUUCGAUACCCCGACAAAGAUCUCCCCGCAAGGAUGUCGGAUGUCAUAUAUGUCUCCGUCUUAUGUGCUGCAGACCGGGUUCAACGCGUCGUGGACGUCUGCCAGCCUGGCGUCGCGGUACAGAUUGAUGCUGUAUCGCGAGGUUGGCUGGGAUUCGACCGAUGAGUUACGAGGAAUACCGGUGUUGUUCAUACCCGGCAACGCUGGUUCUGCCCAUCAAGUCCGCUCGAUAGCUUCGUCUGCUACGCGACAGUUUUACUCUUCGCCAUCGCACAUAAGUCCAGCCUUUGCCUCUCGCAACCUUAGACCAUUAGACGUUUUCGCAGUUGAUUUCAACGAAGACCUUUCCGCUUUCCAUGGACCAACACUUGCCUCUCAACGUCAAUACAGCGCCGAUGCUAUUUCAUACAUCCUUUCUCUCUAUCCUAAAGGAACUCAAAUACUUGUUAUGGGACACUCCAUGGGUGGUCUUGUCGCUACAACGCUUCUCCCAGCAUCACAUAUUUCCGCCGUCAUCACAAUGUCUACGCCACACAGCGUUCCUCCAGCUCGGUUUGACUCGCGCAUGGACGCAAUUUAUGCUGACGUCCAAGAUCGUCUGAUGCAUGACUCAACACCCAUCUUGAGUAUAUGUGGUGGGAUUACGGAUACCAUGAUUCCUUCAGAGUUCUGCACACUACCACCUAGUAAGGGCGAAGAUGCGGGAUUCAGGAAAACGGUGUUUACCAGCUCUUUAGAAGGAUGCUGGUCAGGAGUAGGGCAUCGCGAGAUGGUCUGGUGUCACCAAGUCCGUUGGCGCGUUGCACGAGCCUUGCUUGAGAUUGGAGGAGAGAACACGAAGGAUGGUAUUGCGCGUGUCCUUCGUGAUUGGUUCAGGGAUGGAAUUAGCUCUCCAAGACAUGAGCUCGGAGAGAACGAGCACGACGCAAUGGACUCACCGAAUCUGACUGCUGCAGCUGCUCAACUGGUCUCCCCGGCGUUUAUUUACCCACCGCUGGGAACCAGCUCUUACAAACUCCUCAUCCCGAAAAGCCGUGAUCCUCGAAAAGUCGUAUUCUAUCUAUCAGAAGGAACCAUCCUGUCUGUGUCUCCAGCCAACCCAUUACCUUUGAGCGCGAAACUCCAUAUAUGCCGUCAAACGGUCGCUGAAUCCAGUGAUCCUCCAAUUCCAAUCUGCAAUACCGUACAUCCGACCAGUCUCAGACUCAUCCCAAACCCGGAUUCGACCAAGCCAUUCCCUAUCCCAAAAGAAGGCGUUGAUGAAUCGGAAGGUGUUGUGGUACUUACAGCAGACUUACCACCAAAUUAUGGCGAGACAUUCGAGGAAUGGCUUCAAAUUGACGUGCAUAGCGAAACAAGUAGAGCUUGGGUUACAGCUUCAAUUGAAGACGCUCAACCAGUGAUGGGAUAUUUUAGUGCAUUUGUUCCUCUAUUCGGUGAUAUUGAAAUCCGCCUCGAUCCGAUGGUCUUAUAUACCGACAUACGGCUUGUCAACGUCCUCUCAAAUGCCCUCCUUGUGUAUCGAUCCCGUGUAAAAUUGAACAAGUCCUGCGAAGGCUCUGUUCUUCCUCCUCUUCUGUUGCACACUUCCGGACCUGUCGAAGCCCAUUAUCAUCGUUUAUCAAAUGAUGGAACCAACUUCUUGCACGGUCACUCAUCAGCACCUUUCCUUCCCAUUCCGAAAGAUCUCUCAGAGACAUAUUCUAGAGGGCUUAAUUUAACUAUUUACUCGUCAGGGGUGUGCGGUGUUGAGACUCUUUACAUAACGAUCGAUUGGUGGAACACCUUUGGGAGGUGGGGAGCCCGAUAUUGGAAUGCUGUCCUUACGUGGAGCGCGGGAGUGAUUUGUUUCUUAUUUUACUGGAGCUGGUCCAUGUGGGAUGCAAAUUCUUCGAUGCCGGCUCCUUCCCAGGCAUUAGAAUACGCCGCUCGCUUGCUUCCGCAAACAAUGCUGCUUUUCACGCUUAUCUCCUUCGUCCCAUUGCCGAGCGCAUAUUGGCUUGGGAAUGUCGGCGAACCGAUGUUUGCGCCCCUGGCCGCUCUCAUUCUCUUUGUGUCUUGCGGCCUGGUGGUCUUGUCCUGGAUUGGGCUCACAAGUAUUUUAUUACCUUACGGGAAGCUGGUAUCGUUCAUCACAAGAGCGCCCGAUGAUAAUUCGAAAGAGAAGCCCGCUUCACUGAGUGGAGCGCUGUUCACAAUUCUUUUCAUGAGCUUGCUCGUCUUCCUCUUCAUACCCUGGCAAGUCGCCUUUCUUGCCUGCUACUUAAUCCACUGGCAUCACUGUGCUCUCCUCCUACAAGUCUCCACCAGUAAUCAGACUCAAAUAAGCACACGUAACCAAAAGUUGUUAUUCUUACUUGGCAUGACGUGGUGCCUUCCCGUCGUCGCGCCUGUGCUGAUUGUGUGGGUACGCACGCUCGCAACCGCCGGUCUCACAACACCGUUUGACGGGGAUCAUGUCGCGCUUAAUUCCCUUUCAUUUGUGGCAUUGUCGUAUGCUAUGGCGACCACGCGAGGGCCUAUCUUUCAACGGCGGCAUAGGCUUGAAUUUAUCUCUGUCCCUUAUUUGUAUGCUCUCGGUGCGAUCGCUGCGUUCGUCCUUGGUCCAAGGUCGACGUACAGAAUGUACGAGGCGAUUAACUGGCCGACUUUUGCGCUUGUAUGUUUUCGAGUUGUUUCACGAUAUGUACGUGGUGCGGAACGGACCGCGUCUGCGCAUGCCGCCGAAGCUCGGGCAUUUUGAUACCGCGUCUAAUCUGUAUUUUUAUUUGAGCGACGGCGAGCGUACCGAAUCACCCGUCACGUCACGUAGGUAUCCCGGCGCCGUUUCCUUCGGACGAACAUCGGAACAUCAGAUUGCAGAAGCGCUGCUCGUAAACGCUGAAUUUAAAGCAGGAUUCGUGAUUACUUGGCACUGCUCGUCGUCGACUUAUUUAGCGCGGAGAAGAUGUAUGUGCUGGCAAUACACCUCUUCUCCAUCCCACAUGUAUUUCUCGAAUUUUGUUCUUGAUUGUGCGCGUGUAAGCCCAUACACCUCAAGCAGAAGGUAGACUGCAGAGUCGGAGAUUGUUGGCUGUAGAUCUAGGCGAUCAUGGAUUGUAAUGGCAACGAUCGGCAUCAACAGACUUUGUUCGACCACGACGGCGAGUUCUAGCCCGUCAGUUUCGGCAUACCGCACAGCAGCCCUGUUCGGUGUUCCCUCUAGACUAAUAUAAGCCGCACACUUUCCUUGCUGUCCCCAUUUUUUUCCGUCCACGUCGUCUCGUGUAUAAAUCACCACAGUCAUUUAAUAAACGCUCUUUCGCCCUAACUACCUCACAGCACUAGCAUUAGCACUUGCCACGAUGCACGCUACUUCCUUCCUGACAGUCCUUGCCACAGCUCUCGCUGCGUCCGCAUUCCAAGUAACAGAGCCCAAUGCCAACCAGGGAUGGGCAUCUACUGGAUCGAACACGCUCUCUUGGACGCGUGUUUCAACGGAUGCCACCAACUUCACUGUCUUCCUAACCAAUGUCGACCGAUCAGUACUACCACAGAACAACCAGCUUCUCGCGGCUUUCGUCGAUGCAACUACCGCGACUUCAGUCGUCAUUGAUGCUCCCUCCGGAGGUUUCCCAGUUGGCGGACACUACCGGGUAAACCUCGUCAAAAGCCAGACUGACCCGGCUAUCUUCGCCCAGUCGGAUGAAUUCAACAUCACAUCUGGUGCAGGCACUGCCACGGGCUCGACGGUCAGCUCUGGUUCUACUGCUACCUCUGCACCGUCUGGAUCGACUACGGGCACAGCGACUGGUACAGGUGUGACUAUUUCGAACUCGGCAAAUCCUUCUGGGACGACCGGAUCAGAUACAUCAUCAUCUACGGAUCUGAACCCAACGCAAUCCUCCAGCGCUGCAGGUGUGCACAAGGCUGAGUUUGGUCUACUGAGCGCGUUGUUGUUCCUUGGUGGUAUGCUUGCAUGAUCGUUCCAUCUUCGCAAUUUAUUCGCCUUUCAUUCUGGUUUACUGUUGUUGCUAAACUUUCUUGGGUUCAUCUCUCAAUAACUUGAAACAUACGUACGAUUAGCUCCUAAUUCAUGUCGCAAUGGCACAAUUUAUUAGUUAUGGACACAUGGACACAUUCUGAUUUGUACCGCGUUUGCUAUACUAGUAUCAUCAUUACUCGCAGAUCAAUACACGGUCAAACAGUCUUACUUCAC